GUGCUCCCGAGCUGUGCGGUCCCGCACCCUCCCCUCUCCCACUCCCAUCCCCAUUCCCAUCCCAUUCCCAUCCCGAUCCCAUUCCCAUCCCCUCCGCCAUGUCCGGCUCGGGCCUGGCUGCGGGCUGGGUGCCCACCCAUGUGCAGGUGACGGUGCUGCGGGCCCGGGGGCUGCGGCCCAAGGCGGCGGCCGUCGGGGGCAGCGACGCGUACGCGGUGAUGGCGCUGGGCAGGGACAAGUUCUCCACGUCGGUGGCCGAGCGGUGCCAGGGGCAGCCGGUAUGGAGGGAGGAGGCCACGUUCGAGCUGCCCCCCCGGUCCGCAGCGCUGCGGCUCACGGUGCUGCACCGAGCCCUGGUCGGCAUCGAUAAGUUCCUGGGGCGAGCAGAGGUUGACCUGGCCGCGCUGAGGAGCGAGGGCGGCCGGAGGCACACACGGUGGUACAAGCUUCGCUCCAAGCCAGGCAAGAAGGAGAAGGAGAGAGGGGAGAUCGAAGUGGAUAUCCAGUUCAUGAGGAGCAACAUGACAGCCAGCAUGUUCGAUCUGUCCAUGAAGGACAAGCCUCGCUCCCCCUUUGGCAAGCUCAAAGACAAGCUCAAGGGCAAGAGAAGCAGUGGCCUCUCUGAUACGGCUUCAUCCAUCAUUCCCAGCACAUCUCACUCCCCUGUUGACAGUGAGGAUGAGGCAGUGGAGAAGGAAAAGAAGAAAUCCAAGUUUAAAGCCCUCUUUUCCAAGCCUGGCCUGCAGAAGACCUCCCUUUCCCAGUCCAUGUCAGUGCUACCAACACAGCAGCCCCUCACCCAGAGGGUUCUGCUUCGACCCAGUGACUUCCAGGCACAAUGGGAGGAUGAGGAGUCAGAGACCUCCCCGGCCUCAGAAAAGUCCUUUGGAAAUGCCCUGGAAGAGAAGUCCUCUCCUUCUCCUCUGUUUAAGUCUCGUAAAACAGCGAUUCUGGACAGCAGGCAAGUAGCCCAAGUAACCACGACCCACCCCAAGAAAGAAGGGCUCUCUUUGUUCAGUGGCCUUAAAUCCAAGAGCGAUCCCGUUUCCAAGUCCAGUCUGUGUAUCAAUGGCAGUCACGUUUAUAUGGAAGAGAGCAGCAGGAAGGACAACACUCCAGCCUCUUCCCCUUCCCCUCGCAACUUCAGGAGGAAGCAGCUCUUUGCUUCAGAAGAGAACCUGUCUUCCAGAGCUGUUAAAGGACCUGAAGAGAUGGGAAGAACAUCUCCGAUGGGAAGUACAUCUCCCAGUCAUGCUUUCUCCGGGUCAGCAUCCUUGGAGACCUUUAAGUCGAUGACUUUGCCAUCAUACAAACUGCUGAGCAGUGAGGAAUACCUGGAAACCGACGUUCCCCCGAGUGUCGAGGUUGGGAAAGAGAGCAGGAAACCAGAGCACAAGAAGUCUGCCUUGCUCUCUCUGGUCGCUGGGAAGAAAGAAGCAGGGAAGGGUUGGGAUGCUGAGGGUAUUCCUGACAGGAGCCUGCAGGAUGAGGCAAACAGCAUUCCCGAAGAGGAGAGUGAACAAGAGGCCAGAUGUGUUGAGCCUCCUGCAGAUGCAGGCAGAGGGGAUGCUGCAGGAGCCGGUCACCACAUGGAGGACAUCCAUACAAGCAAGCAGCCUCUCAACCCUUUUGAGGAAGAACGGGCACCUGAGAAAGCUGCUGCCCCAUCCAAGACCAAAGCUGUGAAGCCCAGGGUGCCUUCAGAGGAGGAAACCAAAGCCACGCUUCCGACUCUUGCACCUCCUUCCCUGCCUGCUUUCCUCUCUGUCCACCCUAGCAGGAGUGCCAAUAACCCUUUUGUUUCCAUAAAGGGACCGAAAGGCCAAGUGCCAGACUCUGAGGGCAUCACUGCUUCUCCUGCGUCUUUUACUGCUCCUCCUUCUGCUGCAGAGCUUCUGAAUGGCAAGAACCCCUUUACUCCCGAGUGGGGCAGAGCAUCCCCAGCCCUGGAUGCUGAAGGCAUCCGUUUCCCUUCAUCCCAUCAUCUUCCAACCUCUGUUCCAACACCUCCUCCUAGGCAGGUCUCUGGUAGGGGUAAUAACCCUUUUGCUUCUGAGUGGGCGCAGAGCUCUUGGGGUCAGGGUGCUGAGGGCUCUGGUGUGUGUCCUUCUCACCCACCUGCAUCUUCUCUCCCUUCUGCUUGUCAUUUCAAUGGCAGUAAUCCCUUCGUGUCCCAGCUUGGGUGGGAAGCAGAUGCACCAAGUUCGGAAGCUGUCGCUUGUUCUUCCCCUCUGUGCCUUCGUUGCAAUGAAGGCUGCUCCUCAGCACAGCACCCUGCUGAGCUGAAGCCCUCUGCUCUCCGUGCUGCAGGAUGCUCUUCAGCUGAGGCUUUACCUGCUGCUGUCAAAGCUGGAUCCAACCCUCUCAGCACUGUUAAGCCUGCUCUGGCUCCAGCAGAGCACUGCAGUCCUCCCCAGCUUCAAGCUCCCAUCCCAAACAGGGAGACCACAGAGACUGGUGCUGAGCAGGCACCUUCCCCCAUGAGGGAGCUGAAGGAGAAGCAGGAGACCUUGGGUGAGAAGAGAUGGGAAUUGCCCCAAAUGACUCCACUUGAUCAAACUGGUUCAUUUCCUCAAGCAGGACCAACCAAACCAUCCUCAGGAGCUUGUCCCCCAUCCCCUCAUGCUGGCAGAGAGGUGCUGGUCACACCAAAGCCAGCACCACGGCUGUCCUUAGGGCUGAAGGCUGCUCAUGAUGGGGAUGUGCCUCCUUUGGGUGAUGGUGCCAAAUCUGUGCUGGGGCUCCCACUCCCUAAUGAUGAAGGCUCAGAUGCCCAUGGGUGCCUCCCCCGAAGUGGUUCAUUAGAGCCUGUCACUCCCCCAGGGACACCCAGGGCUGAAAGCAGGAAUAGGCAUUUAUAUAAUGAAGCUGACCAUGAUGUAUUUGACUCUCUUGCUAAUCUCAAGUGUGUUAUUCCGGUUCCUGGAGACCGUGGCUUGAAACUGGCCAGUCUCCCAGUUAUCCCAGAGGGAGGCUCCGAUGAGGAGCUGCUGGGUGACUCUCAGGAGGACCUGGGUCUUGCUGCAGGGGGUAAAAACGUUUCAGAGAGAGGAAAGCAGUGCCUGUAUUUAAUGUCUCUGCAUGAGGAAUGGAUAGAGCACUCUGAUAGUGAUGCUGAUGCUUGUGAGCCGAGCACCGCAGCCAUGCUGCCUGCACGGGUGGCUGUGCAUAGUGCUUCGGGCUUAGGGGGGACAUCUCAUUCCAGGGAGGAUAACGCUCCAUUGGAGAAACAGGAGCUGAAGAUCAGUGCGGGUGCUGCGGGGGGUGACUUCUCUGAGCCUUCUCUUUCCUCUUCCUCCCUGUCCGGUGCUUCCCAGCCUUCCUCUUCCUCUCAUUCCCUUCUCUCUGACAUCCCAAAUCCUAGAGCAGAGUCUCCGAUAAAGCCACCAGCCGAGGGCUCCGCAGCUAAAGCAGGAAUGUGUGGCAAGAAGAAGCUUCUUCAGGCCUGGGUUUCCCCCUCUGAGCCAUCCCCUUACCAAACCCAGCAGGGUGGUGAAACCGGGUCUCCUAAGCACAGACUCCAUCCUGUGAAGCCAAUGAAUGCCACAGCAAACAAGUUCCAAAGUAAAGCCCUGAAUGUCAUCAGCACUAUGAAUGAGAAGCUGCUGGAGAGCAAUGUGAAGCAAUACCACCCUUCAGAUCCUGCCUAUGCUUAUGCCCAGCUAACACACGAUGAGCUGAUCCAGCUCGUCCUGAAGCAGAAGGAUGCGAUCACCAGGAAGGAUCUCCAGGUGCGUGAGCUCGAAGACUACAUCGACAACUUGCUCGUCAGGGUCAUGGAAGAAACCCCCAACAUCCUUCGUGUGGCAACAUCCGGAACCAAAAAGGCUGGAAAGAUGUGAAAGCUCCUGGGAUACGGGCUGAACAAAGGGCUGGAUUCCCACCCGUGUUGUUGCAUGGACAAGGAGCUGAUGUGGUGGAACAAGUGGUACUGGUUGUGCUGCCACAGAAAAUGACCUCUUUCCUCUUUCUGCCUUAAGCAACCCUCGGUUUGAUUUGUAGUCCAUCAGGUAUCUGCAGCCCAGCAGUGGAGUCACUUUAUCCUAUUUAUUAUUUGCUUGCUUUCCAUUAUUUGGGAAGGUUUGUUCAGGCAUCUCAUCCGAAGUGAAGGAGUUGGAGGGGCUUUGCCUGCCAGCAAGGCACUGAUGGUCCUUUGGGAAGGGUUGGGUUUUAAUGGUUUCAUUUGGUAGCAGCUUUCAUAGAUGAAUUCCUCUUCUUUCUGCAUCUUAACUUGUAGUGCAACCUAAAACCUUGUAGAGCGUGAAGAUUGGAUUGAUUUAAACCAAGUUAUCCCUACACUGACCAAGUCCAAAGAUGUUGUGCUGUGUUGGAAAAGUAAUCAAUGCAAGUUAAAGCUUAGAUUGGAAAGGAAGAAGCAUCUCAUCGAGUACAUGUUGCUUCAGAGC
Messenger RNA from Melopsittacus undulatus (budgerigar), 4406 nucleotides. RefSeq names its product RAB11 family interacting protein 1 (gene RAB11FIP1). Gene Ontology annotation, molecular function: small GTPase binding. The record is from RefSeq and is a predicted model, not a curated record. The coding region runs from base 99 to 3842 and encodes 1247 amino acids. NCBI's taxonomy places the organism in Eukaryota, Metazoa, Chordata, Aves, Psittaciformes, Psittaculidae. The transcript is spliced from 6 exons. Gene Ontology annotation, cellular component: intracellular membrane-bounded organelle. Gene Ontology annotation, biological process: regulated exocytosis.